AUGAGAAGCGCCAGUAGAAGAGGGAAGAACAAAUAUAUUGGUCUUGGCCGGAGCACCAAAAAAUAUAGAAUUGGCACAGGGUCCUCUCUUAACACAUCAGGGAAUCUAACUAAGACAUACACUUUGCACCAAAGAUGCGUGCACAGGAAAAGCAGUCCUGUGCACCAUCUUUGGAGUUCCUUUGGAGAUUCGCAAUACCAAGCUCAAUACAAAAUUGGCAAAGGGGCCUCUCUUAACACAUCAAGGAAUCUAACUAAAUUAUCACGUUACACCGAAGACGUGUGCAGAGGAAAGGUAGUCCUGUGCACACAUCUUUGGAGUUCCUUUGGGGACUCGUACUACCAAGCUCGUACAUUUCGUUAUAUAGUUCUCUUUAUCCUGUAUGCUUGCCAUUUUUUUAAGAAGAAGGCAGGAUUUAGCGAGGACAAUCUGGCUGCUGCUAAACGGUCAUCAGAUUCACCAGAGGUUAAUGUGACGGUAAUAAAUAAGCAGUAUAUUCGGGUCACUUGGAAGCGAGAAGGUCCAUGGAGCAACGAGAAUAGCUUCUUUGUCGACUUUACAGGAGUUGGUGAAAGGCCUACUUCUAGCAUUUGUACUGGUCAGCUUAUACCGUGCAGCUAUUACAUUUGUAGUCUUAAUAGUAAUGACCGCUGCCCCUCUUUUGGUGUCUGCAAGGAUGUGGGAGUUGUUGUAAAAGGCAAUGGCGGCUACAGUAUUGAACCACUGGAAGUACGAACAGAUGCUUACACGCCAGCCUCUGUGAGCGUAGAAUCGAACGGCGGUACCCUGAAUGUUACCUGGCGAGGCCCAGCAAAUAAGAACGGAGAUUGCUAUACCGGGUCUGCCCUCACCGUAUCAACGCCAUGGACGGAAUACAGCACCAAUUUCACCGACAUCCUCAACCAGUACCAGCACAGCCACAAUCUUACCGGCUGUGAUGUAGGGAAUGUAACGGCGUCCCUGAGGUCUUUCGAUCUGAUGGGGAACAGCAACACGGUGACCAACAGCACAGAAUACUUGGGGGAAAAUGCUUACCCUGUCAUCGAUGACCUGAAAGUUACACCUGGACACCGAAAUGUCUCUGUAAUUUGGAAUCUUCUUGGAAAUUGCACAAAAGUGACCUCCUACCGACUGGCAUGGGCGCCUCCAGACGCCGGAGGAAACCUGACCGUCUUAAGCACAUUUGCCAUCAUCGCGGGUUUGUCGCCCUGCCAGGAGUACUCGCUAACCGUGCAGCCACUGGAAGGAACAAAUACCUUCGGAGAACCACGAAGUGAAAAAAUGUUCACAGAAAAUGAAGGUGCACCCAUUAGCUCCUAUACCGGGGUUGGGGUGAAACUGUCGCAGCAGGCAGUGGAUACUGGUAAAAAACCCCUUCAGUUUAUGAUUACUGGUUUCACCAAAUAA
This is a messenger RNA of Penaeus monodon (black tiger shrimp), 1407 nucleotides long. RefSeq lists its product as uncharacterized. Gene Ontology annotation, molecular function: protein binding. The coding region runs from base 1 to 1407 and encodes 468 amino acids. NCBI's taxonomy places the organism in Eukaryota, Metazoa, Arthropoda, Malacostraca, Decapoda, Penaeidae. The record is from RefSeq and is a predicted model, not a curated record. The transcript is spliced from 9 exons.